This is a messenger RNA of Aspergillus wentii DTO 134E9, 3821 nucleotides long. RefSeq names its product alpha-ketoglutarate dehydrogenase KGD1 (gene kgd1). Gene Ontology annotation, biological process: tricarboxylic acid cycle. The record is from RefSeq and is a predicted model, not a curated record. Gene Ontology annotation, cellular component: mitochondrion; oxoglutarate dehydrogenase complex. NCBI's taxonomy places the organism in Eukaryota, Fungi, Ascomycota, Eurotiomycetes, Eurotiales, Aspergillaceae. The transcript has 5 exons. Gene Ontology annotation, molecular function: thiamine pyrophosphate binding; oxoglutarate dehydrogenase (succinyl-transferring) activity. The coding region runs from base 381 to 3542 and encodes 1053 amino acids.
AUUUCGGCAAACCUCGUCGCCCAGCCCAAAGCAUCAUUGAUCCGGUUUCUCUCCUUCUUUCCUCUCCUCUUUCUCUCUCUCCUAUCCCCAUAUUUGCUUGCCCUGGCAUCUUUUUCCUCUCCCCUCCAUCCCUUAGUUGUCGAGAGAGUGUUUGCUCUCUCUGAUGAGUCGCGUUUCUGUGCAGGUGCUACGGCAAUUCUAGUCGACACCUGUUUUUAGUGAUCUACCCACUUUAGAUUGCUUGUUGUCUUGACCUUUGGAGCUGAUAAACUGCUCUUAUCUUUUUUUCUGCUAAAUCUUUGUUACACGCCCUCGCGUGUUUUUUUUCCUUUUUCUCCAUUUUUUUAACAGCCGAGCUUGAAGACGGAAAAAAACCCGCAAUGCUCCGUACCACUGCCAUUAAGGCGACCAGCGGCAAUGUGCUGCGCGGUGCUGCCUCCUCCAACUGCCGGAGAUCCUUUACCCUCGCAUCCAGUGCUAGAAUUGCUUCGAAUAACAGCAAUUUGACCGCAAGAAGACCUUUGUCUGUUGUCGACCGUGUGUCCAACGGACGGAGACAUUAUGCCUCUCCUGCACCGGGCGUGGACCCCAAUGACUCUUUCCUCUCUGGAAACACCGCCAACUACAUCGAUGAGAUGUACUUGGCCUGGAAGCAGGACCCGUCGAGUGUCCACAUCUCGUGGCAGACCUACUUCAAGAACAUGGAAGACGGCAAGAUGCCCGUCUCCCAGGCCUUCCAGCCCCCUCCGACCCUCGUCCCGACACCAACGGGAGGUGUGCCUCAAGACAUGCCCGGUGAAGGUUUGGGCUUAGCAGCUGGUUCCGAUGUCACCAACCACUUGAAGGUCCAGCUUUUGGUUCGUGCCUACCAGGCGCGUGGUCACCACAAGGCCAAGAUUGACCCGCUUGGCAUUCGCGGCGAGGCUGAGGCAUUCGGCUAUGAGAAGCCCAAGGAGCUUGAGCUCGACCACUACGGCUUCACCCAGCGCGACUUGGAUGAGGAGUUCACCCUUGGCCCCGGUAUCUUGCCGCGUUUCGCAACCGAGAGCCGCAAGAAGAUGAGCCUGCGCGAGAUCAUCGCCACCUGCGAGAAGAUCUACUGUGGCUCCUACGGUGUGGAAUACAUUCACAUCCCGGAUCGUAAGCCUUGCGACUGGAUUCGUGACCGCUUCGAGAUCCCCGAGCCCUACAAGUACUCUGGCGAUGACAAGCGCCGCAUCCUCGACCGUCUCAUCUGGAGUUCCAGCUUCGAGACUUUCUUGGCCACCAAGUUCCCCAACGACAAGCGUUUCGGUCUGGAGGGUUGUGAGUCUCUCGUCCCCGGUAUGAAGGCCCUGAUCGACCGCAGUGUCGACUACGGCAUCAAGGACAUUGUCAUUGGUAUGCCCCACCGUGGUCGUCUCAACGUCCUUUCCAACGUCGUCCGUAAGCCAAACGAGUCUAUUUUCAGCGAGUUCGCCGGUUCGACCGAGCCCUCCGACGAAGGCUCUGGUGAUGUCAAGUACCACUUGGGUAUGAACUUCGAGCGCCCUACUCCCUCCGGCAAGCGCGUCCAGCUUUCUCUGGUCGCCAACCCGUCUCACCUUGAAGCUGAGGACCCCGUCGUGCUCGGAAAGGCCCGCUCUAUCCAGCACUACAACAACGAUGAGACCGACUUCAACACUGCCAUGGGUGUCCUGCUCCACGGUGAUGCUGCGUUCGCUGCCCAGGGUGUUGUUUACGAGACCAUGGGUUUCCACUCGCUCCCCGCUUAUUCCACUGGAGGAACUAUCCACAUCGUCGUGAACAACCAGAUUGGUUUCACCACUGACCCCCGUUUUGCUCGUUCCACCCCCUACUGCUCUGACAUCGCCAAGUCGAUCGACGCCCCCGUUUUCCACGUGAACGGUGACGAUGUUGAGGCUGUCAACUACGUCUGCCAGGUCGCUGCUGACUGGCGUGCCGAGUUCAAGCGCGAUGUUGUCAUUGACAUCGUCUGCUACCGUAAGCAGGGUCACAACGAGACCGACCAGCCUUCGUUCACCCAGCCCCUGAUGUACAAGCGCAUCGCCGAACAGAAGCACCAGCUCGACAAGUACGUCGAGAAACUCAUCACUGAGGGUACCUUCACCAAGGAGGACAUUGAUGAGCACAAGAAGUGGGUCUGGGGAAUGCUCAACGACAGCUUCGACCGCAGCAAGGACUACCAGCCCACUAGCAAGGAAUGGCUCACCUCCGCCUGGAACGGCUUCAAGACUCCCAAGGAGUUGGCCACCGAGGUCCUGCCUCACCUUCCCACUGCCGUCGACGGUCCUCUGCUGAAGCACGUCGCUAGCAAGGUCAGCGAUGCUCCCGAUGGAUUCACCAUUCACCGCAACCUCAAGCGUAUCUUGUCCAACCGCAAGAAGGCCGUUGAGGAAGGCAAGGGCAUCGACUGGGCUACCGCUGAGGCCCUCGCUUUCGGUUCCCUCGUUCACGAGGGUUACCACGUCCGUGUCUCCGGUCAGGAUGUUGAGCGUGGUACCUUCUCGCAGCGUCACGCUGUCCUCCAUGACCAGGAGAACGAACGCACCUACACCCCUCUGCAGGACAUCAGCGAGAACCAGGGUAGCUUUGUCAUUUCCAACUCUUCCCUGAGUGAGUUCGGAGCCCUCGGUUUCGAAUACGGUUACUCCUUGACCUCUCCCAACGCCCUUGUCAUGUGGGAGGCCCAGUUCGGUGACUUCGCCAACAACGCUCAGUGCAUUAUCGACCAGUUCAUCGCCUCUGGUGAAUCCAAGUGGUUGCAGCGAUCCGGUCUCGUCGUGUCCCUGCCCCACGGUUACGAUGGCCAGGGUCCUGAGCACUCCUCCGGCAGAAUGGAGCGUUGGUUGCAGCUCUGUAACGAGGAACCCCGCAUGUACCCAUCUCCUGACAAGCUGGACCGCCAGCACCAGGACGCCAACAUGCAGAUUGUCAACAUGACUACCCCUGCCAACUUGUUCCACGUCCUUCGUCGCCAGAUCCACCGCCAGUUCCGCAAGCCCCUUGUCAUCUUCUUCUCCAAGGCCUUGCUGCGUCACCCCAUUGCCCGCUCUUCCAUUGAAGAAUUCACCGAGGAUGCGCACUUCCAGCCCAUCAUCACUGACCCUGCCCACGGCACCGCCAUCGACGAGCCCGAGAAGAUCGAGCGCGUCAUCAUGUGCUCUGGUCAAGUCUACGCUGCGCUCAUCAAGCACCGUGAGGCUAACGGCAUCCGCAACACUGCCAUCACCCGUGUUGAGCAGUUGCACCCCUUCCCAUGGGCGCAGCUCAAGGAGAACUUGGACAGCUACCCCAACGCCAAGGACAUUGUCUGGACCCAGGAAGAGCCCUUGAACGCUGGCCCGUGGAGCUUCGUCCAGCCUCGUAUCGAGACCAUGCUGAACGCUACCGAGCACCACAACCGCCGCCACGUUCUGUACGCCGGUCGCGCCCCAAGUGCUUCCGUGGCCUCUGGUCUCAAGUCCGUUCACGUCAAGGAGGAACAGGAAUUCCUCGAGGAUGCGUUCUCCGUCCACCAGGACCGCUUGAAGGGCGAGUAAAUGUAACGAUUUCAUUUUCUGGUUCUUUUGUUUUUCCUAUUGUCUCUUUAUUGAAGGUUUACAGCCGAUGGGAAUCGCUGUUACCGUUGGAUUGUCAUUCUAGGUGCUUUGAUUCUAUGGGAGCUAGCGUCUAAUCAUUUCUAUCUCCUUUGUAUGAUUUCCUUUUGUUGUCAGCAUAGUGUACGACGUUGUUCUACGGUCCUACUCGUGCCAGGCCUCUGGGUAUUCAUUGUUUCUCUAGUAUAUCUGUGACGAGUCUGACCUGUUGAUACCUAGAAC